Molecule: messenger RNA, 1850 nt
Organism: Botrytis cinerea B05.10
Lineage: Eukaryota; Fungi; Ascomycota; Leotiomycetes; Helotiales; Sclerotiniaceae
Exons: 5
Coding region: 501-1640 (379 amino acids)
Source: RefSeq, a predicted model, not a curated record
GAGUGAAGACUGAUAAGUGGAGAGUGGAGAUUGGAGAGUGAAGGGUGGAGAAUUACAAGAAGCUUAUUAAGCAGAAAAGAGAAGAGACAGCGAUAAGGAUCAAACGAUAAUGGGAUACCCAAGCGUUUUUUUAUCUUGUCCAAGACUGUUAUCAACAUCUCUCCUAUCGACUGGCCAAAGGGUUAAACUGUGAAGAUAUACAUCAAAGUCUUGGAAUGCUUGAAUCUCUUCCUCAUGUUAAUCUACAUUCGGGUAUCCAUGCAAUAUACGAGGACAACAACCAUCCAAUACAUCAAUUGACUGCAGCUCUCGGAACUCACCGAAUUCACUAUCGCAUAUGACCGUUUGGCGGGGUACAUCCAGCCACAUUCCCCCAGACACUUUAUCAUUUAUCCCCUUGCCCAUCUCUCUGCACCCAAAACCAAGCUUUUAAUCGCCUCUCCUAUUUCUUCUUCCUACAGUCUGUCCAACCGAUCACUUACCAAAAGCACCAUCUUGCCAUGUCUUCCCCCACGCCCCCCACAACAACAAAACUGGAGCUCCGCACAGCCUAUGGCCCUGUCUAUCGCGACGUACUCAAUACACCUCCUCGUCCUUGCACAGAUACAGAGAUUCCUAUCAUCGAUCUUUCGAAUAUCAGUUCUCCUAAUUUGAGCGACCGACAAGCGUUGGCUGCAGAGAUACGUGCUGCGGCGGUGGGGACAGGGUUCUUUUAUGUGAAGAAUCAUGGCAUUGAAGAGAUAGUUAUUAAGAAGGCAAAAGAGCAGGCUUUGAGUUUCUUCAGACAACCAUACGAAGAAAAAGCAAAGAUAGACAAAAGUCAUUCCCGUUAUUUCAACGGCUACAUGGGAUUAAAAAGUUCAAACAUAAGCCCCGGAGAAAGUGUAGAUGUCAAAGAAUCCAUUGCCUGGCGCUAUGAGCCCGAAAAUGAUCCAGAUCACCCCCAACCCCUUUCUUCCAUCCCUCCAGAGGUAAAACCCUGGAUCCGAGGCGAAUCCUUCGUCUGGGAAGGAACCUCGCAUCUCCCGGAUUUCAAAACCGACACUCUCGCCUAUUGGAAAUCCUGUCUCUCACUCGCGCGCAAACUAGUCCGAGUCUUCGCUCUCAGUCUCUCUCUCCCAGAAGACUAUUUCGAUUCUCGCGUCACCUACCCCGGAGCCGAUGGCCUUUACAAUUACUACCCGCCCAGUACCGAAGCCGAAAAAGCAAACAACAGUGUAGGACUCGGUUCGCAUACCGAUCUCCAACUCUUUACUCUCCUCUGGCAAGAUAUGAUAGGUGGUCUCCAAGUACUAAACAAAGAAGGGCAAUGGAUUAUGGCGGUUCCAGUGGAAGGAACGAUAGUUGUUAAUAUUGGCGAUUUUAUGAUGAGACUUUGUAAUGAUAUGUACAAGAGUACUGUGCAUCGAGUUUACAACCGAGCAACCGUGGAGAGGAUUUCCAUGCCAUUUUUCUUUGGACUUAAUUUCAAUUGUGUAGAAGGUGUGAUUUCUACUUGUACUGAUGAGAACAAUCCACCGAAAUAUGAACCGAUAUCUUGUGGUGAUUGGUGUCAACUUAGGUUCAAAUUGGAGAAUGAUGAGUUUAAAGAGAAGGCUGCACUGGAAAAAGCACCCAGCGCCGUUAUCGUCAAGGCUUGAGGUUGUGUGAGAAACUACUUUAUGUUGAGCUUCGGAAUUGAGAAGUAAUCUGUGGUUAAUUCCACCACCAUUGGAAAUGCGUUUGGAUAUUUACCCAGGAGGAUCAUUUAUCACGUCGGAAAUAGUAUACCCAUUAUAUCUUCACAAUAGUCAAGAACUGUAUUUAGCUCAUUGAAUAAUUUUUUUUAUCCCAUUUGUUAGGGCGAGUUG